AUGCCUUCUCCAGCUACUCACUAUCGACGAAGAAGUGUCCUUUUAAGUCAAAAUAUAGGAAAAUCGAGUAAUUUAAAAUUUCAGUCAUCAAAAAAAAAUACUUGUACAACAACACAUAAUGAGCAAUCAUUGAUAAAACAGAAUGGUUUCAAUCGUCGUUCUGAACCAACAUUACGUGAUAUUGCUGUGACAGCUAUGAUUUUUAAGAUUCGUCGGUUGCAAAAUAAUCAAGACAUUAAUUCAAUUUGUAAACUACUUGAUUCAUUAUCUGUUAAAAAUGUGCCGAAAAAUAUGAAGUCAAUUCAGAAACAACUACACAAAGAUUUUGACUUGAAAGAUCUUUCUAAAUGCUAUUAUGUAUGUGGUGCUUGCGGAACAUCAAAUUUAGAUCAUAUAGUUAAAUGUAAAUUAUGCAAUGAUACCAGUAUUUUUAAAUUUUAUUCAUGUUCGAUGAAGCAGCAAAUUCAACAAAUGCUAUCCAUAUUUGGAAUUUUUACUAAAUUAAAAGAAGAAAAACUACAAAAUAUACACUUGUUUUCUAGUACAAAGUAUGGAGAAAUUCUCCAAGAAAUUGAAGAGAAUGCAUUUACUUUAAUGGUCAAUUUCGAUGGAGUUUGCACUCCAAAUAAAAAUUUAUCCUUAUGGCCGUUCGUCUUUUGUUUUAAUGAAUUACCAAUUCCAGAUCGGCGGUAUUUGGAAAAUAUAAUAAUUGCUGGAAUUAUACCAGCCGCAAAAAAACCAACCAAUGUUGUAACUAAAACCUGUUUAGAUAUUAUCUGUGCAGAACUAAUGCAAUUAGAACUUGGACAAGAAUUCUACAUCAGGGAUAUUGAUGAACGAAAAGUUCUUCAUUUCUAUAGCAUAGCUAGUUGCACAGAUCAACCAGCUGCAGCACUAUUAGAAAAUGUUGUACCGUAUAAUGCUGAGUAUGGUUGUCCUAAAUGUUUUCAUACAGGUGAACUAUAUCAUGGACAACGGAAGGCUGGUGCAAACGAAAUUAAAUUUACAAUACGUGUUUAUCCAUUUAUUGAUUAUCAACUUCGAACACAAGAACGAUCCCUUCAAGCUAUUCAAAAACUAAUUGAUUCUUCAGUACAAGAUCAGGAUACGGCUUUGAAUCGUAGCAACAAACAAGUAAAAUCAAAGACAAAGAAAAAGAAAAAAGAGAAAAAAAUAUCUUCUUAUGGUCAUCUUGGUUAUUGUCCAUUAACAAAAUUAAAAUAUUUUAAAUAUGGAACAUCUCUCCUAACAGAUAGUCUGCACACAAUAUAUGGUGGUGCAUUCAAGCAAUUGCUAAAUCUUCUAUUUGAUUCAAGAUAUCGUCAGAAAACUUGGUCGUUAUUUAAGAAAAUACCGCAGAUAGAUGAUUUAUUGGCAGUAGUUCAAAUUCCAUCAACAACACAACGUCGAUUUCGGUCACUCAAGCACAUUUCUAAAUACAAAGGAAGUGAAUUUCGUUGUUUGUUUCAUUUUGGUUUAACAACGAUAGUACAGUGUACACAUGAUAAUUCACUAAAAAAUUUACUAUUAGCAUUUCUCACAGCGAUUAACCUUGCAUCAGCUAAAUAUGUCACAAAUGAAAGUAUUGAAGUUGUUAGCAUAUUAUUACACUAUUUUGUGAAACAAUUCCAAUUAAUAUUUGGUUUACGUCACAUGAGUUCAAAUAUUCAUUCAGUAUUACAUGUUCAUGAAAGUUUAAAGUUUAUGGGACCGUUAUGGUUUUAUUCAACGUUUUCAUUUGAAGGAAUCGAUAAAGACUUGAUAAGUACGGUACAUGGCACAACUGAGUUCGCCAAACAGCUUAUUCGACAACAUAUUUUAUAUCGUGAUGCUAUUAUUCAACAUAAUAAUGACCGUUUUCCAAGGGUAUUAUUUACAUUUAACGAACACUUAAUGAAUCGAAAACAAACAAAAAUUCAUUAUAAAAAUUUUGCUGAUUCAUGUUAUUUGCCGUAUCCUGUAUCCGAAACAUUAUAUGAUAUCAGUCCGAAUGGUAUCGCAACCAAUGUUCGAUCGUUUUUUAAAGAAGACAUAACUUUUUAUCAUUCUAUAACUGUAUCAGGUGUCUUACUGAAAACUACUGUCAUGACUCUUGGAAAAUUAGUCAGUGAUAGUUGUAUUACAUUUCAAUUUGCUGACGAUCAAAUACGUUAUGGGCUUAUUAGAGCUAUCAUUAAGUCGAAAAAGAACGUUGUUCGUUUAUUCAUCGAAGAACUCAUAAAAAAGAAAGCAGAAGAAUCAAACUUCAAUUUUAAAAUAAACGAUGUACAGUAUCAUGUGCCAAAUAUACAUCGACUACGACGUUCAAACAUUUUUCAUUUGAAACAUCCGAAAUGGAUUCUAACAAAAAAUGCUGUUAUAUGUAAACCUAGUAAUCAGAUCAUUGUUUUAGAAUAUCCUAACUUGAAAGACGGUAGUUAA
Rotaria socialis is the source of this 2421-nucleotide messenger RNA. The record is from the annotation of a GenBank genome assembly. NCBI's taxonomy places the organism in Eukaryota, Metazoa, Rotifera, Eurotatoria, Philodinida, Philodinidae.